GGUGGGAGGAGUGGAGACAGCAGCAAGGCGUUUCCUACAGAAAAAGUUACAGCUCCCUAUAUGGCUAACCACUCGUGUGCUGUAUGUGUGGAGGGCACGGACGCAGAGCGGCACAUCUGAUCAUCAGAGUCUCCUGACCACCCGUCAUCCAGCUGAAGUGUCCUUGAGCCAAGCGCCGACUCUCUGCCAGGUACAGAGAAACCCGAUCCAGCAUGGAGUGGAGGCGGGCUGCUCUGGUCGGCCUCAUCAUGGCGGCGUGUUUCUGCAGCAGCGGCGCUCAGACAACAGUCUGUACCGAAGAGGCCGUGGCAGACAUCGUCUUCCUGGUCGAUGGCUCGUGGAGCAUCGGCGCUGAGAACUUCGAGCAGAUCCGCCAGUUUCUGUUCACGCUGGUCGAUAGCUUUGAUGUCAGCCCUGAUCACGUCCGCAUCGGCCUUGUCCAGUACAGUGACAAUCCACUCACAGAGUUUCUGCUCAACACCUUUGAGAACAAGGACGACAUCCUCAACAACAUCAUCAAACUGCCUUACAGGGGGGGCGGCACCAUGACCGGUAAAGGCUUGGAAUUCAUGUCGAACGAACACUUUGUGGGGAAAGCUGGAAGCCGAGCUGCGCAGAAAGUGCCGCAAAUUGCUGUGGUGAUCACUGAUGGCAAAUCCCAAGACGAUGUAGAGUCUCAUGCUAAGAACCUGAGGAGAAGAGGGAUUGUUUUGUAUGCAAUUGGUAUCAAAGAUGCAGAUGCAAGCCAGCUGAGGGAGAUUGCAAAUGACGAUCAGCAUGUUUACAGUGUGUCAGAUUUUGCAGCGCUGCAGGGAAUUUCUCAGAACAUCAUCCAGACGCUAUGCACAACUGUAGAAGAAGCCAAACGACAACUCCUGCAACUGUCUCCAGAAUGUGCCAGAGCCACCGUGGCAGACAUCGUCUUCCUGGUUGACAGCUCAAGUAGCAUUGGCGUUGAUAUUGAGGAAAUUAGGCAGUUUCUCCGAAGUUUCAUUUUAGGCCUUGACAUCGGCCCUGACAAAAUUCGGAUUGGCUUGGCUCAGUAUAGCGACGAGACCUACCAGGAGUUUCUGCUGAAAGAUCACAUGGACAAGGAUUCUCUGCUGGCCGAAGUCGAUCAGUUUCCAUAUCGAACAGGAGGCACAGAAACAGGAAAGGCCAUUGACUUCCUCCAGUCAGCGUACUUCACUCAGGAGGCAGGGAGCCGGGCGAGCCAGCGAGUUCCUCAGUUUGCUGUAGUCAUCACAGACGGGGACUCCACGGAUGACGUAGUCGAGCCCGCCAAGCGCCUGCGCGAUCAAGGAGUUAUCAUAUUUGCCAUUGGGGUGGGAGAUGUUAACCAGCAGCAGCUCGAGUCUAUCGUAAACCUACCUGCACACCACUUCCUUUACACUAUCGAUAGCUACCAGGCUCUACAGCGGCUAACAGACAGUCUGCUGCAAACUGUAUGCAUCUCCGUGGAGAGUCGGAGUCAAGCGUUGGCAGAAAAGUUUGCAGACAUUUUCUUCCUGGUGGACAGUGGCAUCAGUCAAGCAGAUUUCCAGCAGGUCAGAACCAUCCUGGUCCGACUGGUCAAUCAACUCAACAUUGGAGCUUCUGGCAACCGUCUCGGACUGGCCCAGUACAGUACGGUUACCAAAGUGGAGUUUCUCCUUAAUGCUUUCCAAACCAAAGAGGCGGCGCUCACUGGUGUAAGGUCCUUCCGCCAGAGCCGACUUAAGCCCAAUCAGCCACGCAACCUGGGCAGUGCACUGGAGUACGCCAGCUCUAAUUUCUUCACGAAUGAAUCAGGAAGUCGGGCAUCCCAAGGCUUCCGACAGUUUCUGGUUGUUCUAAGUGGAAAAGACUCAGAUGAUCCAGUUUUUAAGCAGACACGUCUGAUCAAAUCACUAGGCGUAACUAUCGUGGGAGUGAGCUUCGGUGCAUCAAUGGACGAAAUGCGUGUAAUAGCCACGGCGCCGUACGUGUACGAGUCUACCUUCAAUGCAGUGCCCACGCUAAAGACCAUUUUUGAAAGAGAGGAAGAGGAGAUCACUCUCACUCACGACUGCAAAGCAGCCAAACUGGCGGACUUCGUCUUCAUCGUGGACGAGUCGGGAAGCAUCGGCUCUGAGAACUUCGACCUGGUGCGCUCUUUCCUGCUGUCCAUUGUCAGCGGCUUUGACGUCGGUGACAAGAGAGUUCGGGUGGGUAUCGUUACAUACAGCGACCAAGCCACAGCGCUGGUCUACCUCAACAACUUUAAUGAAACGGACAGUUUGCUGAAUUUCAUCAAAAUCCUGCCUUAUCGCGGAGGUGGUACAAACACCGGAGCUGCCCUCGACUUCACUCGCAAAAAUAUUUUCACGGAGGACGCUGGAAGCAGGAAAGAUAAGGGCGUUCAGCAGGUGGCGGUCGUGAUCACAGACGGCGAAUCGCAGGAUAACGUCACCGAGGCGGCAGCUGCUCUCCGCCGCGCUGGCGUCACCGUUUACGCUGUAGGAGUCCAAAAUGCCAACGAGGCUGAACUGAACCAGAUAGCGUCCUACCCCCCAACAAGCACGUGUUCAUAGUGGACACUUUUGACAAGCUGAAAGGUCUGAAGAAGAACCUGCAGAAGACUCUUUGCUAUAACAUCAUUCACCAGGCGGUCUCAGUCAGCACAAGAAGAGCUGGCAUCAAAGAAGGCUGCGUGCAGACCGAUGAAGCAGACAUGUUCUUCCUGAUCGACCACUCGGGAAGCAUUCACCCCACUGACUUCUAUGACAUGAAGAAGUUCAUCAUUGAGUUUAUUAAUACCUUCCGUAUCGGGCCUCAGCAUAUCCGAAUGGGCGUUGCCAAAUACGCAGAUUCGCCAAACCUGGAAUUUGAUCUGACCGAUUACACAGAUGCAUCCACGCUGGAGAAAGCUGUGGAGGAAAUUAGACAAG
Maylandia zebra (zebra mbuna) is the source of this 2909-nucleotide messenger RNA. The record is from RefSeq and is a predicted model, not a curated record. Lineage: Eukaryota; Metazoa; Chordata; Actinopteri; Cichliformes; Cichlidae.